Molecule: messenger RNA, 4869 nt
Organism: Cyclopterus lumpus (lumpfish)
Lineage: Eukaryota; Metazoa; Chordata; Actinopteri; Perciformes; Cyclopteridae
Gene: large1
Product: LARGE xylosyl- and glucuronyltransferase 1
Exons: 15
Coding region: 610-2877 (755 amino acids)
Biological process (GO): protein O-linked glycosylation via mannose
Molecular function (GO): xylosyltransferase activity; glucuronosyltransferase activity
Source: RefSeq, a predicted model, not a curated record
AGGAAGAAAGCUGCUGUGUUGAGGCCGACAACUCAGACACCAGCAGAGGGCUGGAGCAGCUCCGUGGAAGGGAUACACAUAUAGCGUUAUAUAGUUUUAUACUGGACACCAAGAAAUGGACCGAGUCGGUUAGUCCAAAUUAUUUGCUCCGGGUGUCGAGGCCGCCGCGUUCCGUUUCUCCCCUCCGACGGUGUGUCGCUGCCUGCCGCAGGUUACAUUCAUCCAGACCCGCUGCUAUUGAUGGGAUUGCUAGGAGAGCGAGGCUGCUGUGUGGCGAAGCAGACACCGACAAUCUGUCUGAGAUUCUUGAAAUCGUUAUCCAGCCGGGAGGGAAGAUAACGACUCAGCUGUUGCUGCUGGCGGCCGAGGCUAACAGCUGAGUCUGCCGGAUAAACCUCUCGGUGAAGCUCCAACUCCAUGGACGAAGUGAGCGGCUCCAGCCGAGCUGAUAUGACUGACCUAUAGACGGCAGUCUGCUUAUUACCGGGCCACUAUUUCUACGGCAGCACUUUAAAGCCUCGGUACCAGUGCCAUGAAUCAGCCUGGACAACAGCUGCUACCCACAUAGAGGUCACUUUACCUCUCUUUCCAUUUGCUUCGGACCAGAGGAUGCUGGGAAUGUGUCGCGGGCGCAGGAAGUUCCUGGUGGCCUCUCUCGCCCUGCUCUUCAUCCCAGCACUCACCUGGCUUUACCUGUCAGUCGGGAGCUUCCAGGUGAAGCCCCUCCCUCUGUCUCCAUUGGAAGCCCAAUCAUCAACACCAGUGGGCGGAGCUGGUGAGCGGCAGGCCUUGGAGCUACGGGUCCGGGCAGUGGAGGAGGAGAACCGAGCACUGCGCCGGGAACUGAGCCGGCCACCCAGGAGCCCGUCUGCACGCCAUCCAAACGGUGGUCACCGUGGCAACCAAAGCCGAACCCAUUCAGAGGAGGGCACCGGUGACAAUGAGGGCCAGAAGGCUGCUGCUGGGGGAAACAGCUCAGACUGUGUGCAACAGCCAGUGGUGGAUAAGUGCGAGACCAUCCACGUGGCCAUCGUGUGUGCCGGUUACAAUGCCAGCCGAGAUGUGGUGACACUGGUGAAAUCGGUCCUUUUCCACAGGCGGAACCCACUUCAUUUCCAUUUCAUCACAGACUCCAUUGCUCAGCAGAUCCUGUCCUCUCUGUUCCAUACCUGGAUGGUCCCUGCCGUCAAGGUGGACUUCUACGAUGCAGAUGAGCUCAAGUCUGAGGUGUCAUGGAUCCCAAACAAACAUUACUCUGGAAUCUACGGCCUGAUGAAGCUGGUGCUCACGAAGACGCUGCCGUCCGACCUGCAGAGGGUCAUCGUGCUGGACACAGACAUCACAUUUGCCACUGACAUCGCUGAACUCUGGGCUGUCUUCCACAAGUUCAAAGGUCAGCAGGUUCUUGGUCUGGUGGAGAACCAGAGUGACUGGUACCUGGGAAACCUGUGGAAGAACCAUCGACCCUGGCCGGCUCUGGGCAGAGGCUUCAACACUGGGGUCAUCUUGCUUCUCCUGGAUCGUCUGCGGAAGCUGAGAUGGGAGCAGAUGUGGCGGCUGACUGCAGAGAGAGAACUAAUGAGCAUGCUGUCCACCUCCUUGGCAGACCAGGACAUCUUUAACGCUGUGAUCAAACAGAACCCGUUCCUGGUUCACCAGCUGCCCUGCUUCUGGAACGUCCAGCUGUCCGACCACACCCGCUCUGAGAAGUGCUACAAAGACGUGUCAGACCUCAAGGUGAUCCACUGGAAUUCUCCCAAGAAGCUCCGAGUGAAGAACAAGCAUGUUGAGUUUUUCCGGAAUCUCUAUCUAACCUUCCUGGAGUACGAUGGCAACCUGCUGCGGCGAGAGCUGUUUGGCUGUCCCAGUGAGGCUGACCACAACAGUGAAAAUCUCCAGAAGACUCUGUCUGAGCUGGACGAAGAUGAUCCUUGCUAUGAGUUUCGCCGAGAACGAUUCACCGUCCACCGAACGCACCUCUACUUCCUCCACUAUGAGUAUGAACCCAGCUCUGACAACACUGAUGUCACGCUAGUCGCCCAGCUCUCCAUGGACAGGCUCCAGAUGCUGGAGGCCAUUUGUAAGCACUGGGAAGGCCCCAUCAGCCUGGCCCUGUACCUUUCCGACGCUGAGGCCCAGCAGUUCCUGCGCUACGCUCAAGGCUCCGAGGUGCUGAUGAGCCGGGGGAACGUCGGUUACCACAUCGUCUACAAAGAGGGACAGUUCUACCCUGUCAACCUGCUGCGUAAUGUGGCCAUGCGGCACGUUAACACACCCUACAUGUUCCUGUCCGACAUCGACUUCCUGCCUAUGUACGGCCUGUACGAGUACCUCAGGAAGUCAGUGGUGCAGCUGGACAUGGCCAACGCCAAGAAAGCACUAGUGGUUCCAGCCUUUGAGACGCUGCGAUAUCGUCUGUCUUACCCAAAGUCCAAGGCUGAGCUGCUCUCUCAGCUCGACAUGGGCACACUCUUCACCUUCAGGUAUCAUGUUUGGACUAAAGGCCAUGCUCCUACUAACUUUGCCAAAUGGCGAACAGCCACCACGCCCUACAGGGUGCAAUGGGAAGCCGACUUUGAGCCCUACGUCAUGGUGAGAAGGGACAGUCCUGAGUAUGACCGCCGCUUUGUGGGCUUUGGCUGGAACAAGGUGGCUCACAUCAUGGAGCUGGAUGCACAGGAGUAUGAGUUUGUGGUUCUGCCCAACGCCUACAUGAUCCACAUGCCUCAUGCGCCAAGCUUCGAUAUCACCAAGUUCCGUUCCAACAAGCAGUACCGGGUCUGCCUCAAGACCCUGAAGGAGGAGUUCCAGCAGAACAUGUCGCGGCGCUACGGCUUUGCCGCCCUAAAAUACAUGACGGCUGAGAACAACAGCUAGCCACCACUGCAGACCCUCACUCCCCCGGCCCUGAACUACUGACUACCUCCAUGGGCUGGGGAAGGAGGGGUCACAAGAAACAUUCAGCCCCAUGUGAGGCCAUCAGGAUACUUUGUUAGAAUGUUUGACCUGAGUGUGGGUCUUCAUGUCCAUUCUUUGUCCUCUGCUGUGGAUGUAAAAGCUGUGAAAGAGGACAUGAGCGCCCACUAGGCCCGGGGUCGAGCUCUGGCCCUGACAACUGACACGCAGCAGGCGAGGAAAACAGACAUUGCCAUAUUUGUAAGGCCAGUGAUCGGGUUGUUGGCAGCGAGUAACGUGAUGUAUGUAUGCGUGUGAGUGUGUGUGUGUGUAUGCAGGUAGAUGAAAAGUGUGACAGUGCUCAGCAGAAAGCUUAAGGGGAGCUGAAGAUGUGAAGCAUUGUGGGCUUACAUUCUGUAUCCAUGCCUUCCAAGUGCCAACAAAAAGCAGCAGCGGUCUGACUGACAGCACGCCUCGAAUCAAAUGCAAAUUGUCACCAGGCGGGCGAGAUAAAACAAAGCGAUAAACAUGAUUUUUAAAUCUCAUUGUGACAGGUGACACGCUCAGACAUUGAGGCGAGCAGCCAGCCAGCCGACCAUCUGCUGCUGCUUAAUGUGUUUCAUAGCUGAUGCAGACUAGAAUAAAUCCUCCUCCUUGUAUGACAAGGGAAGUGAGGCACAAAGAUGGCUGGAGGUCAUCCUGGCGGUUGAUAUUCAUGGUAUCUCCACAUCAGCUUGAGCGUGUUCCCAGUGUGUGUUUCCACUAGAGAAUGUGACAGCAGCUGGUGCGCUGUGCUCUUUGGUGUAUUUUACAUUAACGCCAGUGCGGUCUGUACAAAUACUUGCUGGAAGUCCUGUCAGUCUGUGAAGCUAACCCCCCCCCUCUUUCUUUCUCUCACUAUUUCUUUCUCACUCUGGCCUCUAGUUUGAUGAUGGUAACGCUGCCGCAGUGUGUGUUUGAAAUGAAAUGAUGAAUCCAGAUGGGGUCACAAUGAAAAGGUUUUCCCAGGUGACUCUUGCUUCAACCCAUACGGUGAAGCUGAGACACCUGAAGCUGUUUGGUAACUGACACCAGAAGAAGAAACAUGUUGUCAGUUACAACAAAAACUACUGUCAUUAAACACAAAGUCAUUGAUGCAGUGCACAGAUCGUAUAGUGGUUAAACUGAUCAGGGAUCAGUACAAGCUGCACUACAAGCACUCACUCCACCAUGAUCAUAUAAUCAAGAUUCACAGUCAUGUGAUAUAAGAACUGUUUCUAAGGUCAAGAAUAAACUUUCAUUCUUAACGUAAGCUGAAACCCAUGGUUAUAAUGCAUUACAAUCAUGGUUAUAAUGCACUACAAUCAUGGUUAUAAUGCACUAUAAUCGCUGAUAUAAUGCACUACGAUCGUCGUUAUAAUGCACUACGAUCAUGGUUGUAAUGCACUACAAUCGCUGAUAUAAUGCACUAUGAUCGUCGUUAUAAUGCACUAUGAUCAUCGUUAUAAUGCACUAAAUGGUUAUAAUGCACUACGAUCAUGGUUAUAAUGCACUAUAAUCGCUGAUAUAAUGCACUAUGAUCGUCGUUAUAAUGCACUAUGAUCAUCGUUAUAAUGCACUAAAUGGUUAUAAUGCACUACAAUCAUGGUUAUAAUGCACUACGAUCAUGGUUAUAAUGCACUAUAAUUGCUGAUAUAAUGCACUAUGAUCGUCGUUAUAAUGCACUACGAUCCUGCAAGAAUAAUACAUUUGAAAAAUCACAGGUUAAUUGAACUAAUUGUGCCCAUUGUGGAACUAGAUGGCCUCUCUCUCUCUCUCGCUGUCAUGACAGCAGUCUCUCACUCUGUACAGGAAAGCUGCAGACGGGCUUGGUGCAGUUGUGUGUGUGCGUGUGUUUGCGUGUGUGUGUGUGGCUUUGCGGGGCUAGGAGAACUUGCAGUGUGUAAGUAGGUCAGUCCUGAUUGGUGCUGCUACCUGAAUAAAAGCAAAAAGGUC